AUGAUAUAUGAUGCAAAGCAAAUAUAUGAUGAAGGAACACCAGCAGAUGUAAUUAUAAAUUUAGAACUUUUAAGAUGGAUUUUCGAUAUUAUUUAUUUCCUUCUGGUUUCUUUCGUAUCUUUCAGAUUUUUUUUUCGGCAAAAAAUUCCCAAAAAAGCUUCAUUCUGCAUUAUAUUAGUUUCUAUUAUGCAAGUCAUCUUUGAAUAUGCUUUAUAUUGCACCCCUAAAGGUGCCGAUUCAAUUUUUUUCUUCAUUUUAAUUUUAACCCGUACUAUUUCAUCAUUCUUUUCAAAUGAUAAUUUUAAAGAUAUUAGAGUUAAAGAUAUUGAACACUAUGGAAUUAAAAAUCGCGAAGAAGAAAAUAAUUAUAAAUUUGUUUUUUUACGGAUUCUUCAAGACAAAAUUUAUGACUACUUGGGUCAUCAAAGACUUUAUAUACAGGUGAAUGAUAACGAUGAAACAACGAAAAAAUAUAUUGAAAAUAUUAAACAAUUUUAUCGAAACCAGGAGUACAUAUGUGUCACAGAUGUCUACAAGCAAUUGACUGAAAAACUUGGUGGAAGAAAAAAAAGAUGCUAUUACCAAAGAUUUAUCAAAUGUAUUAACAAAGUUAUAAAAACUGAUUAUGGUACGAAAUUUGAGGAUAAAGACUAUGAAUGUUAUCUGUGUAGAAUCAUAAAAAGUCAUACUAGAAUUAACAUUGACACAACAGAAAAUCAUUUUAUACAAAUUAAAACAAUUAAUGGAACCCAAAUUACGGAAGAUUAUACCGACUACAAAAAUACUUUUGAAGAAAUUAUUUCUGAAAAAUUUAAAAAUCCAGUUGGUAUAACACGCAUAUUUGGUAGAUAUUACGAUAUUGUUGAUAAUGAAUUUAAAAUACCAGGAGCAAAAAUUAUAUCUAAAUAUCUUUCUGAAAACAAUGUAAGAAUUUAUGCAAAUGUUCUUGAAAUGGACAAUAAUAUAGAAUAUGAAGAAUGUGAAAAAUUAGAAACCAUACUCAAUAAAACCAUUCUCAAUAAUACUAAGACGCCAUCAACAAAUGAGUAUUAA
Cetraspora pellucida is the source of this 1053-nucleotide messenger RNA. The record is from the annotation of a GenBank genome assembly. NCBI's taxonomy places the organism in Eukaryota, Fungi, Glomeromycota, Glomeromycetes, Diversisporales, Gigasporaceae.